Molecule: messenger RNA, 1259 nt
Organism: Cynara cardunculus var. scolymus (artichoke)
Lineage: Eukaryota; Viridiplantae; Streptophyta; Magnoliopsida; Asterales; Asteraceae
Exons: 13
Coding region: 31-1071 (346 amino acids)
Source: RefSeq, a predicted model, not a curated record
GGAAGCGUGUGAGGGAGAGAAUCGGGGAAGAUGAAGACGCUGGUGGCACCUUCGACUCUUCGAUGCUCAAUCUCCUCAGCAACUUCACGAAUUCAUGAUCUUGAUCGAUUAUUGAUUUACAAAAAUGGCCGAAUUAGUAGCAGUUGUGGAAUCACUCCACCACUCCUUUCUCACUCCAGAUCCUCCUACAUCUUCUCUGCAACCUCCACCAGUCGCCGCCGUCCUCCUAUCUCCGCCAUGGCUUCAUCCACUCAAGCUCCUUCGCAGAGUGCUUCAUCCGGUGAUGCUACUGCUGAUGUCUUUGAACUCAUUAAAGCUCAUCAGGAAAGGGCUGCUAGACUGCCUCCCAUUGAAGAGGUCAAGACUAUCCUUCAUCAUGGCAUGCGUGGUGUCCUUUCCACUUUUUCCCAGAAGCACGAUGGUUAUCCAUCAGGAUCAAUGGUUGAUUUUGCAUGUGAUGCCUAUGGAUCUCCCAUAUUAGCAGUCAGCAGUUUGGCAGUUCAUACCAAGGACCUCCUAGCUAAUUCUAAAUGCUCAUUGCUUGUGGCAAAAGAUCCGGAGGAUAGGACAGAUUUAGUUAUAAUCGUACAUGGUGAUGCUGUUUCUGUUCCUAAUGAGGAUACAGACAUUAUACGCACUGCAUACUUGGCAAGGCAUCCUGAUGCAUUCUGGGUUGACUUUGGUGACUUCCAAUUUCUGCGCAUUGAACCAAAAGUUGUGCGAUUUGUUUCUGGUGUUGCUACCGCUUUAUUAGGAUCAGGAGAGUUCACAAAGGAGGAGUUCAGAGCAGCGAAGGUGGAUCCAAUCUCUCAAUUUUCUAAGCCUGUUACGUCUCACAUGAAUAAAGACCAUUCAGAUGAUACAAAACUCAUGGUUCAGCACUCGACAUCAGUUCCGGUGGACUUUGCACACAUGCUGGAUAUGGAUAGCCUUGGGUUCAAUGUAAAGGCUGGGUAUCAAGGGAGGAGCUUUAAGCUUCGGAUUCCAUUCCCUAGGCAAGCAGAAGACAGAAAGGAUGUGAAGACACUCAUUGUUGAAAUGCUUCAAGCUGCCAAAUCUUCAGUCAGUUGAUCACAAUAACUACAUAAAAGAAUCGUGGCGAAGGUUUCUACCUGGAAGUUGUGGAUUAUUUGAUUGAUACAAACUAAAACUAAUUAAUGGGUGUAACAUGGUCAUGUAUGAUGUAAAAAAUGUACCAUGUUUUAUUUAAACUCUUUUCUUACUAAUUUUCUAUAAGGCUAUAACAACAUUAACAUGAU